This is a messenger RNA of Pelobates cultripes (western spadefoot toad), 33221 nucleotides long. NCBI's taxonomy places the organism in Eukaryota, Metazoa, Chordata, Amphibia, Anura, Pelobatidae. The record is from the annotation of a GenBank genome assembly.
GUGAAGUUCUGUUACCGCACGCUAUGAGCAGUCAGCCUGGCUGGGACUCGGGGACAGCAGUGCGGCCAGUGGGUGAUCCGGAGUGGGAGUGAGUUAUCUAAGUAGGAUGUGAGUUACCCCGGGACACCAGCCACCAAGAAGUGUCUGCCCUGAAUGCAGCAGCCGGAUCCUAGUGUUCAGAGGUAAGGAUACAAUGUGUAUAUCUAGGAUUCCAUGUAUAGAAUACAAUGUGUAUAUCUAGGAUUCCAUGUGUAGAAUACAAUGUGUAUAUCUAGGAUUCCAUGUAUAGAAUACAAUGUGUAUAUCUAGGAUUCCAUGUAUAGAAUACAAUGUGUAUAUCUAGGAUUCCAUGUAUAGAAUACAAUGUGUAUAUCUAGGAUUCCAUGUAUAGAAUACAAUGUGUGUGUAUAUAUAGUUUAAUGUGUACAUAGAAAACCUUGUAUAUAUAAUUACAUUUGUAGAAUACAAUGUAUACAGUUUAAAAUUCCAUGUGUAUAAUACAAUGUAUACUGUAUAGAAUGCUAUGUGUAUAGGUAAGAUUAAUAGUUUGACAAGGGAAGAAGAAGGGGCUGGGGAGGCAGCGGACAAUGAGACAGUUCGGGACACUGUACUGGGUGGGGGGCCUCUGUGUAUGUUCAGGGGCACUCUCUGUAAGGUGGGGGUCUCUCUGUAUGUUCAGGGGCACUCUGUAAGGUGUGGGCACUCUCUGUAUAUUCAGGGGCACUCUCUGUAAGGUGGGGGCCAUUCUGUAUGUUCAGGGGCACUCUCUGUAAGGUGGGGGCCUCUCUGUAUGUUCAGGGGCACUCUGUAAGGUGUGGGCACUCUCUGUAUGUUCAGGGGCACUCUGUAAGGUGGGGGCCAUUCUGUAUGUUCAGGGGCACUCUCUGUAAGGUGGGGGCCUCUCUGUAUGUUCAGGGGCACUCUCUGUAUGUUCAGGGGCAUUCUCUGUAAGGUAGGGGGCCUCUCUGUAUGCUCAGGGGGAACUAUAUGUAGGGUGGGGGCAAUCUGUUACAAUUGGCUGGGGGGUAAAUAGUAUUGGAGGAACUCUGUAGUUCAUGCAGGGGAGUUAGAAUAAAGAAACCCCCGGGGUUUGCCAUGAAAAGGACACUAUUUACAAUGAAACUGCUCUGGAGAAGUAUUGUUGAAAGCAGGUGCAACAGUGACCCAAACAGAGGCGACUGGCGAAUAAUAAAUUUAAAAAAACUUUAAAUGAGUUCCAACGUGUUUAAUGCACUUGCAAUCUGUAUUUUUAUUGCGCCAAUAAAUCACUUCUCCUAAUAAUUGCUUUGCUUGGACAGGUCCCCAGAUGGUGCAGUAUGCAUAUGGUGGUAUAUCCAUGUUUUAAGCUCUGGAUGUAUAGUAUCAGCCAGCGUUUGGCAGGGAAGAUAUUCCAUCUGUAGAUUAAGCUAGGAACCCUGGGAAGUGUAGUUUACAAACAUCUGCCAAGUGUAGCCUUCAAUGCUUCAUAUAUUGACUUCUAAAUGAAGAAAUGUGUGAAAAUAGACAAAAAUAGUUUGUUUGAUAAAGAGGAUGCUAUAAAACUUUUUGUUGUUGUUGUUGUAAGUCUCAGGACCGCAUAUUCUAGUAUUUAAUCUUUAUAAUGGCAGAAUGUUCCAGAACAAAUCUGACCUUUAAAAUGGAUAAUCAAAAAACAAAUAAAUAAUAAAAACAAACAGAGAAGAAAUAGUACUUUACACAGUACAUUCAAAAUGACAGAAUGUAACACAGACUGACUGACUUCUAGAAUUUUAUCAACCAAAUGUCUGACCCAUUUCCAGUUGUGUGUUUAUGUGUAUACCGUAUAUGUGUGUGGGUAUAUAUAUUAUAUAAUGUGAUAGAAAUGCUUUGUACACCAGGUUGCCGUAACGCUGUUUAUUGUUCUAGAUCACCUGCAUUAUGUUUCCAUUUGUUCUUGGUUCCUUUUCCCUUGCUCAGUAAAAGCUAUUGAAGGUGGUGUGUGCCCAAAUCAUUUCCCCUGUUCUCACAGCACCAUACACAGUUUUGUUGAUGGCAGACUAAGAGCAGCCUCACAGUUGUCUUGGACCUCAAUAAUUUUGUUUAUUACUGUGCAUUGAACCUUUUUUAUAUUUUAUUUACUUUUUCCAUCUUUUUUCCUCUUACUCUUCCACUUAGGACUCUUUUUUUUUUUUUUGUCCUAUUUUUUUGUUUUAUGUUUUGUUUUAUUUACUUAUUUCUCUAUGCUGAAAUUUUGGUUCUAGAUGGUUAAGCCAACUAGCCCUGUGUGCUUUGUAUCCCUUACAUCGGAUGGACACUUUACUGAGUAAAUUGAAUUGCCCAAGGUCCUUUAGUUGUUGAUUGUAUUUAGAAUUUCUGAGAAUGUGUGGCAUUGGCAAUGCCACAUUGUACACACACAUAUGCCAACUAAUGCUUUUACAGGAAUUUAUAGAUAACUCGAAAUUACCCAAGACAUCUCUUUUCAAAUCCCUGGGGGGGGGGGGAAGAACCGCAAGAGAGAGAGCCAGAUAAUCUAUUUCUAAUUUAGAAAGCUUGGUAUGUAUACAUUAUAGGUGUGUAUAUGUAUAUUUUUUCUCUCUUCCAGAAUGUUAUUUUAAUUGUUUUUAAAUAUAUAUAAUACAUUUUGGCAUAGCAGGCUUACUUAUUUAUUUUAAACUUAGGAAGUAUCUUUUUAUUCGCCAUUCUAACUGGCAAAACCUAAGAUGAAAAAUAUAAACGUUGUAGCUCUUAGCAUUUAAUUCCUAAAACCAUAGUUUAGUAGUAAGAAUUGUCUUGUCGGUGAAUGGAUCUACCAUUGGUGUCAUUACAAUCCCAUUAGGAUCAGUGAAACUCUAACACACAAGGAUCUUUCUUCAUUCUGGUCUCCAAACACUCAGGGGCAGAAAUCUAGUACUGGGCUGGUUUGACUUUUUUAAUAGUAUUUAUUUUAUUCAUUCAACCUUUGCUUGAGUGAAUGAAAUAAAAAAACAAAACAAAAAAAAACACAAUAGUAUGCUAUAAAUGUGAAUGCACAAUACAAAACAAAGUGCAAGUUAAGAACAAGAUAAUUAACAGUAGAAAACCGGACGAGGAAAAAGCAGUGUUUUAGGUUUUUUUUUUUUUUUGUUUAGUUAUUUUUAAUAAAAGUUGAGCGAAUUAUUUUUUUUUUUAAUUACACAUUAGAAAUUUAGGGACUACUCCUAUUCUAUCUGCUUUUCUGCUGGUAACCCCUUCCAUUGAGAAGAGCCUUUAAUUAAGUUAUAGUUGACAGCAUAGAAAUUAGCUACCAUUGAAGACUUUACAUGCAUUGGUGGGAAAAUCCAGCUGAUGUCACACCUCUGGUUUCAUGGGAUCUUCCAUAGAAUUCCAUUCAGUCCACUUUCUGACGUGGUGGAUCUAGCAGCCCUAUAAGGUGGGUUACCAGGGGUUGCGAAGAGAAGGUGACAUUGCUUUUAUUUUUGUCUGAGGAUUUUACUUUGUUGCUGAGAUAUGGACUAUGUGUUUGGCAGAAACUGGAAAUAACACACAAGUAACAGGUCCACUGUAACAGCUGGUGUCUGGUGGGGGAUGGGACUGAAUAUUUACUCACUUUACUUUUGGACUAAUCCCUAGUGUCAAUGCAUGAUUGGUGGUAGGUAACCAAUAACCACACAACCCUUAGUGGUAUUUUUCAUUGAUAAUCCACUGCAAAUAUUAUAUAACUGACCCACACGUUUAUUGAGAAUGUUAUUUGGUUUUAUUUAAUUUGAUUAUUAUUUAUUUGAUUUUUUUUAGUUUAACAUAUCAGGUAUAUUUUCAGGUCUAUGUGAUGAUAGCCCAGUGUUAGAUCUAAAUAAUAUUGAUGACGUUAGACUGUAUUAUUAUUUAUAAAGCACCAACAAAUUCUGCAGCGCUGUACAAUUGGCUACAAUGUGUUAUUAUAAAUGCCAAGUUUGCAUACCGAGUCAAAGGGAAAUAUGGGGCUUAGCAAUAAAAAAAAGUGAAAAAAAUAAAGAAAUGUUCUCAUAGCAGUUUCUGUCAGCCAGUGGCAUUUAAAUUUUUUAUAAAAAAAAAUUUUUGUUAGAAAUCGCGCAUAGUUUCUAAAAACAAUGUCAGUUAUUCUCUCCGUGGGUCCAUACAUCCUCAGGAUUAUUCACUAAUGUGAAUUUCAAAUUUAAAGGACAACUGUCACCUAAAAUUUAUUUUUUAUUUUUUUAUUAUAAGAAUCCUUGCAGCAUGUAAUGAACAUAUUUUAAAAUAAAUAUAUUUAAAAAUACCUGACAAUAUGGUCCCUACUUUAACAGAACACUAGAUCCCUCUGCCAUAUUCAUACACCUUCGGUCUGAUAGAGGUAGAAUCUGAGCGUUGGGCUCCUGCUUCACUCCCUGCAGAGAGCGGUGUGUCAUCGGCCAUCGCCCUGUGUGGUCUGCAUGGUCCAAAUCCAACCACAUUGGCAAUUCUCAUACGUAUUUACUAAUGCCGAAUACGGACAGAAUUCUGUAACAUUGGUUUUGAAGAGGAAAUCAUUGUUUUGCCGAACUCACGUGAACCAGUUUACAGCAAUCGCAAAUUAUCAAUCACUUGCCAUAGUUAAAUUCUGGUGAUGGUUGUCGGCCAGAGUAGCUGAACCGGAAGCACAGCUGACUUGGAGAAUGUUUUCAGUCCAGCUAUUUUUUACCUUGAAUUUAAAGUUCACUUUGAAUUCUGACUUGCGUUAAUAAGUCUGAAACUGGUGCAUUGCCAUGACAUGGAAAUCAUAUUUCCAAAAUGUAUCUUGAAAUAGCCAGGAUGGGAAUAUAGUGUGUGGUGGACUUAUGUGUGUUAUUUUUUUGUUUUUGUUCUGCCUUUAAAUGUGAUGCCAAAGUUAACUUUUUUUUUUUUUUGUGAACAAGCCCUAUUUGCAUUAGCACUGCACAUGCUGGUAAUUGGUUAACCUGUAUUUCAUUCUUCCCCCUGCUAUUGUAUCAAUGCACAUUACACUUGAUCAGUUCAAAUUAAGGUGCAGUCUGGGUCUCCUCUCACUGGGUAUUUAAGUGGUUUUAAAUGGUAUGUGGCACAAAGUCAACUAUGUGAGGAGCAUGUUUUAUUGUAUUAAAGGGAAGGUGUAAAUAGGCAGGCAUUGCACCACAACCCAUCUAACAUUUCUUUGAAGUCUACCUUUGUUUUACAGGCCUGUGUGUGGUUCCUGUGCUGCAAACUCUAUCAGGGAGACUUAAAAGUGUUGCCAAUAGAAAUGUGGGCAAUGUUCUUGGGGUAGAGCAAUUUCCAUGGAAACAAGUGGAAUUCAGAGAAUCUUGCCAUUGAUUUUGAUGGUGAUUGUUUCACAUUUGGAACAUUGCGCCACCUUCUUGUUUACAACACUUUUCUAAAUCCCCCUCCUCCCCCCUAGUGUAUUAAGCUGUCAGAAUCUGACAGGUCUCUCAAGCUGUGAAAUGGCUAAUCAUUUUCGCCUUGAGUGAAUAUCUAUCACUCACACUAAUUGCGUAAUGGAUGCAUUCACACACUCAAGUGGUCGUUGUUUUUCUGUACCUUUCACUUGGUCCCAUCAUGCUGAGCUGGGUGAUUAUCUUGCAUUAGUAUCUUUUUUCAGAAAGGGAGGGGGAUUUCAAAGAAACUCUGGGGAAAUAAAGCCAGCGUGGUCACAUCUCUGCGUUAUUUCAUUUCAUUUUAACAAGACAGGAUAUACUGAAUCGAUUCUAGCCUUGGAAGAAGCAUCCUAUGCACCAUAAGCACUACAACUCAAAGUAGUUUUUCAGAUGUGGCCAGGUUGCACAUAAACUGACUAAACUGGGAAUUUACCCAAGAAUUGCUUAUUUUAUUUUUUUGUCAAAUUUCUCAAAUGCAGCUAUUUUACAGACUUGGUUAUUUGGGGUCUAAAACUUACAGACCUUUGGUUACUUCUAACAUCUGUAACAGGGGUUAACUCAAAUUCUCCCAAUUCUUAAUAGUAAUUAAAUCUUCUAAAAAAGGCUUGUCAGGCCCAUUUUUAUUCUUUUCUUUUUAGUUUUUUUUACUCUCCCCCUUCUCCCAACACAUCACUUCAACAUGCUGAUGGUGAGGAUGUGAAACGUGAGUAGAAUUCAUAUGGAGCAAGAAAGGAGUAUGUUUGCUGUACUUGUAGAUUAGGGGUGCUUAGCAUGCCUUUAGAAUGACAAAGCAUCAUGGAAGCUGUAGUUUUAAAACAUCUGGGUAUCCCUGAUGUAGAUAGAUUGAGGUGUUGGAUUAGAACCAAUUGAUCCAUCCAAUUUGACCCAGUUAGGAUGCCAUGUUGAAGAACCAGGGAAUGCCAGAAGCUGUUUUCAUAAACAGACUGGAGAUUACGAUCUACCUGGGCACCAUUAUGAUGCCUUUAUGUGCAGCCAAGUUGCUCAGGCACCCCCAGGAUUUGUUGAGUUCUACUUUUAAUGCCAAGUUGCAUUACAGAGCUGGGAACCUGGUUCUCUGAGGUACAGUGGUGUUUCCUAUGCGGUGAGUGUUGGCUGGAGUGUGGACUACCCAAGAUUUACAGAAUGUACAGUUAACAGUCAUUUAAAAACACAACACUGUGUGGCUAAGGGUUUUAAUUUUACGCUCACUACCAAACCUUAAUAGAUUGAUAUGAUGAGCACAGAUUUUGAGGAUGUUUGUGUUAAUGCGGUAUAAAUAACGGUUCAGGCACUACCGGGUCUUUAUCAAACUGAUGGGGUCGAAAUGUUGCUGCUUUUGCCCCAACACUGCAAUUUUUUUUUUUUUAUUUAUCCUGGGGUCCCUGAACCGUUAUUUAUUCUGCAGAUCUUGAAAGGGAAGCCUGGCCAGCCCUGGCUUAAAAGCACCUGGCUUAUUUGGUGAGUGUGGUAUCCAGUACGUCUCUACUGUGUUCAUGCGGUGGCUAUACUAAUACCUAUAUUAAAAAAAAUAAAAAAUACACAUUUUGCUAGUUAAACAAAAAUAAAACAAAAUAGGGAACUAUGAAACAUUAUAUAUCUAUCCAUAUACCUAUUAAAUUGAAUAUUUGGGACGUGCCUUUCCCAGUCACGGCUUGUGCGCCAGAGGAGUCUGUAACUCAAUCCAUAAUUUGCUUGGGGAUACCUCCUUUAUGAUGGGGUGAUCAAGUUUCCCCUUAACUGGAGGCGAUUAUAAAUCUGCAUCAUUCAAAGCAGCAGUGAUAUUAAUAUAACUUUGUAAUAAACACUGUCUAUACGUGGCCCCAGCUCCAGCAGACAUUUGAUCACUAUGGCUUAUGGGGCCAGUAGGCUCUUGUCAGGUGAUCACAGCGAGCUGUUGGGUUUCAUACUGCAGUUUAUUUUUUAUUUUAUUUUUCUGUAUUAAGUGAAAUAAACAGCAUAGUUAAGUUUUUCACAUUGAACAAGUUGUUAAUUUCUUAUAUUAAUUAAAACUUUAUAUAUUUGUGUUUUGUUUGCUUUCUGGGGUCUUUCUUUGUGCAAAUUUUUUUGAAGUGAAUUUAUUUCAUCCAAAAUAAACGUAAGCCUAGAAAAGCUAAUUUGUGGAAGCCUUAUCUUGGCUCCGAGAGAGAAGAUUUAAUAGCUUGUUUACAAACCACAGCCUUUCAGAUAUGUGUUUUGUUUUUGUUUUUUUGUCUGCAUUUGGUCACAAAGUCCUUGUGGUGGAGAUAAUUACGACUUGUUUUGGGGAAUUUACAGACUGCCAAACAGAAGCUCCGAGAGACAAAUGGCAAUGUGGAGACUCCCGAGUCAGGCUGAAUCUGCCAAGUACUUUUAUAAACUGACCCUGAGAGCCUUGUCUCCAUUUCCUAUCCCCUGGAAUAGAACACAAUAUAACUAGUCCUACACCAAACCUUUGAACACACACAGGAUUCCAAUAACUGAUAUUAAGUUUCUGUCAAUAGUAAGGAAGAUUGUAUCUUUUUCCCUGAGGCCUGUGUUGACUUAAUCUUGUGUAUGUGUAUAAUUAGCAUGCAAGGCAUAGUAGAGUCAUUGACAAAGGCCACCUAACCUUGAUGGCAGACGGCUGGCUCACACUCACAUUUACCCAGGAGGCCUAACUGCUUUCCCAGGAACACCCUACCAUGUCACCAUUCCAUUCUAAUACAAAUGUCUCCUACAUGUCAUUCUAUGGGAGUACUGAAACUUUGGCAAAAAAAAAAAAAAAUUAUACUCCUAUUUUUAAAAAUGUGUGCAAUGUUUUUUUUGUUUUGUUUUUUUUUGGUAACAUAAAAGAUAACUUUUUUUUUUUUUUUAUGUAAAAAUAAAAUCUCACAUAGAGAACCAAAAAAACAACAAAAAAGAACCAGAAUCCUAAAAUAUGUGUUAGAGAUAUGAAAAUCACUGUUAGUCUUUUUUUAAGUCAUUCCAAAUUACUGAAUAAAAACAUUUUUGCUUUAAUAUAGUAACUUGUGUAUAAAUCUUUAUAUCAACCUUAUAAAAAAAUGUUUCCACCAAUUUAAUAUGUUUCUCUAUGCAAAGUAAAUGUGCCAUUAACCGUUAUUGGGUAUGUUAAAUUGUGUUCAUAGGGCUGUGUGUGUGUGUGGGGUUUUUUUUUUUUUUUUUUUAUGAAUAAGAACCUAUUCAACCUAUCGUUCCUGUAAGUUUCCUUGUAAUUGUCCUAUUUUAUAGUUAAAUCCCCCUUCUAAUAAUAUUGUAAAGCGCUACGGAAUCUGUUGGCGCUAAAUAAAUGGCAAUAAUAAUGCAUCUGUUUGCUGCAAUGCUCCCUGUUUAGAUGUGUUAGUAACUGUUUUCACUCCUUAGAGGCAGAGGUUAGCAGAAUCACUUCAUAUUAUCCAUCAUAAUGAGUUCAGGAUUUCUCCCACUGAAGGGUCCCUUUCCUGAGAAAAGUUGAAGGACUUUAUCUGUACUCCUGUAGCACGCAGACAAAAUAUUGUUCUUUAUUCCAAAUAAAUUUAGUUUUAUAUUAUUUAUUUUCCCACGUAAAUACCAAAUGGUUAUAUUGUGUUUUUUUAUUUUGUCUUCUAAACAUCAGACACCUAGUCCAGACAUCAUUAUGGAGUGCAGCUCUAUAUAAAAAAAAAAAAAAAAUGAUGAUUGUAUUAUAAUUGCAUUAUUGUUUGCCUACUUGGAAUCAACAGGAUGCUGCUCAAUACCUUAAUUUGUAUUUGUAUUUUAACAGGAUGUCUACUAAAUAUAAUCUACGGAUUCCAAGGCUUGGUGCAUUUUUACCUCCUGAGGACAUUGGAUGUAGCACCUCCUCACCGUUCUUUAUUGCCUAACUGAAUGUGAAUGUUUUGCAUCCACUAGCACUCCGAAGAGGCUUUGCCAAAUGUCUUAUGUGCUCGCACUGAAAGUGAACGUUAUCAGGAUGACUGUUUGUUCUUGGAUUAUUUUGUUUGGCACUUUACUUCUACCCAAUGUGGAAAAUCACAGCCUUUUCACUUGUGAGCCCAUCACCGUACCCAGAUGUAUCGGAAUGACCUACAACAUGACUUUUUUUCCAAAUAUGAUGGAACACUAUGAUCAAGAUAUCGCUGCCAGUAAAAUGGAGGUAAGAUAUAUUUUAAUCUUUAGUGAGACUUGAAUGGUACACAGCACCAGGCUCUAGUCUCUACAACAGGGCUGCUUAAAAGGUAGAUGUUGUAAAACUACAAAUCCCAUGAUGCUUUGCAAUGGCAAAGCAUCAUGGAAGCUGUAGUUUUAAAACAUAUGGGGAUCUAUCUGUCGGGCACCACUGGUCUAGGAUGAUACUCCGUAAGUUUUAGUAAUGACCUACUCGGACAGGGACUUCAGGAUACGAUGAUCCAUCACCACUGUCUUCUCUGAGAAAUUUAUACCCUAAUUAACAAUUUUGGGUGACCAGGAAAAGCUCCUUGCAUCCAUUAAGUUGGAGAUGGCCUAUUCUGAAAUGAGUUGGUAUCAGUGGCUCUGUUUGAAUUUUGAAAUAUGUGCUUGCCCAAGUAGUUAACCCUCAUAGUUGUCAUCUAUUUCCAGCACAGUAGAACAACAUUGUAAACAGAUUCACAUGAAAAUAUCUGUGGAUUUUAAUGGAUAAGUCCUGGGAUAAGUACAAUUGGAAUACUGUAAGUACCCUAUUCCAAAUUCUCAGAGCAAUGGUAUAAAUUGGGUCACUGCACUGUUUUAGUUGGUCCUCAUUGACGGGAACAGGCAUAUCAUCUUAAUCAGACCACAGACAACGGCCCACAAAAAUGUGUUACUGUAACAGUCCUCUCUCUGCAGGGUAAUGGAGACUCAUUUACUACUGGGAGGAUUCUAAUAAAGGUGCUUUGUUGAAUUUAUUGUGUGGUUUAUGUAUGUGUGUGUGUGUGUGUGUGUAUAUAUGUGUGUGUGUGUAUAUAUAUAUAUAUAUAUAUAUAUAUAUAUAUAUAUAUAUAUAUAUAUAUUCUCAAGUUUAGAAUGGCUUGCUGUACCAAGUUUGCAAUUAGGGAUUGAGUCUACAAGCUAUUGCCAUGUACAUAAUGUGGGGCCCUUUCAAAAACAGAUUGGAAGGAAACUAUCAGGGUGGUGAGUAAUUACUUCUAUAGGUAAUUUUUAAGUAUCCUUUGAUGCAAAUGUUUCCAUAUCUACUUGCAACUACCUAACCAUUGAGACCUCCAAUCAGAAGUGUCUCAUUCUGAUAUAUGAGGUCAAUUCUUAUCCAAUAAACUUCUUUCAAAGAGACAUUUAGUAAACAUGACCAUGUACACUGAUUGACAGGUUCAGCUGUCUCCUAGGGCGAGAUCAAUUACUUUAGAAUAAUCGUUGAAAUUGACCAUGGAGCAAAUUCAUACAAUAAAUUACAGUGGCAUAUUUUGGGGGAAAAUAAGUUUAAGAGCAGAUCUGAAUUUAAUGUGCAGAAUUUAGGAAACCAGUACAUCCACAGACUUUUUUUCAUGAAAUUCUACUGACUCUUAUGUGCACUGCUUUGCUCGUGUCCUCUAUUUCCUCAGGACUAUAGGUUGAUUCAAUUGUGAUAAAACCUUAAUGUAUUCUAAAUUCAAUGGAUUCUCUGUAAUCCUAAAUAGCACAAGCUUUGCUUUCAAACUGCAUUUAGCAUGAUUUUACCAUAGUCAUGUUUUUACGAUUUUGCAAAUCUGCAAAAACGGAUGAUUUACAUUAUUAAAUUUUCCAAAUAUUAUGCAAAGUUCACGUCUGAUAAUGUGUUUAUGAUCUCUCAAAUUAUACAAAGGUGGUGAUUUUCAGUAAGUAGAACCAGCGUGCUGAAUGAGUCAGACAUUCCUUUUGGAAUUUUGUGUGUUUAAUGACUCGACCAAAUCACAGAAACACCAUACUGUAAGAAUUACUUUGGAAAUGAGACUGUCCAUCCGUUUUACUCAUCCAGCGGUGUGGAUAUAUUUGGCCAGCCUGUGCUUCUUCCCCGAGUCUCACUUUUAUUCCCUAAACACCAAAUUGCAAUACUUGCAUCUAAAAAACUGAUUUGGGAAAUUCCCGAAUUCGGUUCUAGACCAUUGCAACUUGGCUGUUUUAGUUUUGAAUUUGGCAAUGAGGUUUUUAAUUAAGUACAAUUUGUUUUUUAACGAAUGAAGCCCUCCGGCUAUAGUACUGACACAUUUACUGCUAAAUGUAAAAUGAUUCAUAAUUCCCUUCCAUGCAUUUAGAGAGAGUUUUUUAAGAUUUAGUUUUUCAAACAAGUAAUGACUAAAAAUAAUUUAAUUCAUUAAAUCUCACACAUCUGAAGUGGAGCUGUUUUAGGGUUACUUCCAGAUUUACAACUCGCCCUUAUCUACUGCUAAGUCCUGCUCUGAAUAAAAUGAAGUCUACUUCUCUUUCAAUUUUCUUACAGUCAAUAUUUUGACCUGCAGCUCACAAGGUCGAUGAAAACCAUUUUUAUUCCUCCUCUCUCAGUACAGACUGCCUUUUUCUUCCUUUGUAUAAUGCUCUGUUUCAUUGGAAUGUUUGCCUGUGCAGACUGAAGCUUUGUUUUGUGUCAUGCAAGACGAAACAGUGCUUUGUAUCUGGCGCAGAGCCACCGCACACAAUGGCAUUUCCCAUGCAAGUCUUACAGGUUUCAUCAGGCUCUGGAUCUUUGGAGUCAAUGCAUCAGUUGCCACACCAGUGAAAUGAAUGGAUAUUUUAUCUCUAUGCCUCUGUCUGUCAGAGGGAUCACGAUUACUAUUUAACUCCUUCGGGAGAAGUGCCAGAGUUACAUGUGAGACACCAGCAAGCAAACAAUAUUCAGGUGGCCCCUUUUACGCCACCAUUCCCGAAAAGUUAUAUAAGGUGAAACAACCAAUAAACAGGCCCAGACAUGUUUGAAAUUAGAAAUGUGCUAAAUACAUGGAUAUUGGCAGUUGCAAAACCAAAGUAAAUAAAACUGUAUGUAAUUAUCCAAAAAGAAAAUUAGAGGUUUUCACAGUAGCUGUUUCUUAAAGGGGAACUAUCGCUAUCACAGUCCAGUAGCUAGCUAAAAGUUAGCCAAAGGUUUAGCACCGUAGGUCACACAUGUCAAUCAUGUAUGCUAUGAUGGUGUCAUAGAGCACUGGGUAUGCUGCAUUGCGUAGAUGCCUUUACUGCAUAAUGCGUUUUAGGAGAAGAUAGUGGGGGUUCCUGUGUCCAAAAGUGACAGAGGCUUAUGGAGUAGCGAGGUGUACUAUCCUAUAUCUGUGCAACCUCCAUCAGUAUGACCUGCACUGUAAGAGGGACCAUUCACCGAGAUUUGUGCAUGCCUAAGAGACGCAGACUUCCUACAGCACUAUUUCUGCUAAUGACAACAGGUGUGUUUUGAAUGUCAUUAUCGUGGUCUGAUUUCACCCUGCAAUCACCGGGCAAACACCUACAGGCACAUGCAUGUCCACUGUACUCUAUCAGCCUGGUCAGAUAACAGUCCUCCAGGAAAUAUCCUGAUGUUCCAGGCCUGGAGAGCAUUUACCGCACAUGCCACCUGCAGUAACACACACAAUGCCAUGCUAGCAAAGGCUCUACACAACCCCUGCCGACUGGAGCCUUACUGGUGCUUAGAUGUGCAAACAGACUUCCCAACAUUCUAAUUUUUAGAGGGAAAAAAUGACCCUUCUUGCCAGCCUUACUGUGAGUGAUAUGUAAAAAACACACAUAAAACCAAAACUGCUACAGUUAUAUUACAACUCCCCUCCCAAGCAGUUUUACGGCCAGCCGGAAUAUUACAUUCCGGGUUUGCUAUAUGAAUUUUGUCUGAUUUGUUAUAUAUGGUGUGCCCAUGCACAAUGAAAACAGUUCUCCCUCUCACACCUGGAGAGGAAGCCACUACCCACAGCCUGGUUCACAAACCAAGUGAGUCCGAACUCCCCUGUCUAUAACCUGAUAGAAUCGAUAUAACUGCUAUCAGUUUAUACAGAAAGACAUGAAGGCAUCGAUUUAAUAAGCUUUCCAAAUCAAUAUUUUUGGAAAAAAACUUCUGAAUGUAUCUACAAAAAUUCCCAUAGACAUUAAUUGUGACUUCUGUAGAAAAAUCACUUGGAAAAUCUACUAGCAAUAUUGAAUCUUUUUGGAAAGCUUAUGAAAUAGAUAGUGGUGACCACAGUGAAAGGGUUAACUGUGAUCAGUAUGUCCCAUGCCUGUAUCCCUACUAGAAAGGUUUCCAUGAGACUUUCUGCCUCACAAGGCAAGUCUUUACAUUUACUAUUCAGCUUGUGCACAAAGACAAUCGGUUAAACAUCAACCACCCAGUCAUUCUUUGCUUGGGCUGUAGCUAAGGGACUCCAAACGGAAAGCGUAAUGCACAUCGCUUGCUUUCAUCAGGCUGCCCAGGAAUGCAUUGAUGUUUGUUCUUGUACUGAGCUUUUUACUCCCCUCCCCCCACCCUGUAUUUUAUAGAGUCAAAUUACAGUACUUUAUUGCAACCGGUAACAGUUUGUUAUUAAUAAUAUUUAAUUUGGUUAACGUGGAAAGACUGCCAUGCUUGUAUGUGUUUUUUCACUACACCAAAAAACACAAACAAAACACAAACCGUCUGUAAAACAUCAAAGGUGCCCAUAAUUUAGGUCAGUGGGAUGUUACCCCUUUUUAAAAGUUUUUAUUUUAGCUCACUUUUGCAGUCUCCAUUUUUUAUUUUUUUUAAACUACAUUUCCCACAAUUCUCUUAAAACUCACACAUCAUGGAAUCAGGUGCCAAAUUAGCCAUUAUUUAUCUAGGUCAUGGGUGUCCUAUUGCCUUCAGCUGGCAAUGAACUAUGGAAGAUGUAGUCCAACCACUGGUUGCCUGGCGUUGGCCACUCUGCUCAGGAUGGGUUAGGACACUGAAGUUUUUUUCCUGUGCUACAAAAAAAAAAUGUAUUUAAGGUCUUGUUUCAGACACAGAUUGCAGCUGCAGGGUCCAACUCCAGUUCUACUAGCCAUCCUUUUUGGUAAAUUCUGUUUUCUAGCAGUUACUGUGCCAGCAGAUAAUUAUUGAUUAAUUAUGUGUCCCAGGAUCUGGCUGCCUGCCAUUAUGAAAGUCUGGUAACUGUGUCAAAGUGUACUUGUUAAUUAUAAACCAAUAAACAUACAAUCAAAGUUUCCUGUUAAUUUUCAUCAUCCAUUUAUUGCAUUAGAAGAGCUUUGCAACACCGUACUGAAAUAUUGAUUAAAUGGUUCUUUUUUUUUCUUUUUUUUUUUUAAUGAAGUAGAUCUCAACUUCUUAGAUGUAAUAAGCAACUUACAAUCUUCACACUUACACUUACCUCUUAUCUAAUUAUAGCCCUCAAAUUAACCCUUAACCAUAAUCGGCCGGCAUUAAAAUUAGCACUAACAUGUGAAUGUAUGGAAAUUGCAUGUGUCGAGGGAUUAAAACGUUUUACAUAAUGAAAUGAUAUGCUAUUCAUAGUCAAUAAAUGUAUUAGUCCUUGACAAACAUAUUGUAAUGUAUCCAGUGCAAGAAAAUAUCAACAGUCUGUCCCCCAAUUGAACCAAAAGUAAUAAAGACUCCAACACUACAAGCUUUUCCAGAAUGGCAUGCAAGAUUUAUUAGUUCAGAACCAAGGCCAAAAAGUCUGAGCAAGGUUUCAGUCAUAUGACCUUCGUAAGGCUUCUUCAUCCGAGGUCAUGUGAACGAAACAUUGCCUUUUGUAUGUGGUCUGCACGUCCGUAAGAAAUUGCCUGAUGUUCUAGAAUCUUUAGUACAUUAAAACCAAAACAAAAUUCAACUCUCAAGUUAUAGUGUAAUCAAAUAUGUAUUUCCUAUUAUUUUAUUAUUAUUGUAGUGUAUGUUUUCAUUUACUAUUAUUUAGUUAUGGGAUCUAUUUCUCCAUGUGAUGUCUACAAUUUGUAUUUCUUCCGCACCUCUCCAUUCAUUUUCACUUGCUGUAAACUGAGGGUAAUGGGAAACACACAAGCUAUACUUGGAUCUAUAUCUGCCAAAAUUACAGGUUUUGCCCUAAAGGCUCCAGGUUUGACAGAUCUUUAGGUCAUUGCCUUUCUAAUCCUGACAAGGGGCUCGCGUGUCAACCCGACCGCUCCCUUCUCUCUCUCUCUCACUUUCUCUCCGGCCUAAUCCAACCCACCCAGACUGGAUACUCUGUCCCAUAAGAUAAUUUUGCGAGGAACUUAGGGGAUGGUGGUUCCCUGCACAACUGGUGUUAACAAGGACUCUGGGAUCAGAAUUACACUUAAACUAAUACUGUAUUUACCGAUUUCUUUGACUACAAAUUUGAAAGCAAAUUCUGCUGGUAUCCAAGGGUUGGUAUCCGAGCGAAAUGUAACUUUGAGAUGAGUGUCCGAGAUAUUGUUCUGGAGAUGGCAAAAUGGCACGACAAAAAUACAAAGUAGAAAACUCUGUUGCUGUAACCACAAACUAUAUGCCUUUAACCUACAUAAAGCAACUAACAUAGCACCACGUCAUAGGACAUGAACACCAAAGCACACUAAAGAGCUAAUCCUUUGUCAACACACCAAACAAUUAGUAGUAAAUUUUCUACGCAAUUUAUCGGCAGUAGCUCCAAAUCCUUAUUUUGUUAUUAAGUGGACACAUUGAAUUGCCCCUCCUCGCAAAGUUAGAAGAAAGUAAUGGAAAAGAUUAUAAUUUUAUAGUUGAUACUUUACAUAUACACGCUGAACCAGUUCUUCAAGUAACUGAAUAGCGUUGGGAUUUUUUCUCUUUUUUCUCUUUUUGUUUUUUUUUUCAUUUACAGUAGGUGCUGUUGCUGCAGGUAGCAUUUUGGUAUGAGUUACAUUAUACUGAUUUGGCAUUUUGUAAUCAAUCUCUUGAGAUUUCAUUUCUUUUGCUUUAAAAAAAAAAAGACAUGGAAAAAAUGCAAAAUGCUCUAUGCUUCUGGGGAUAUAACUUUUUUUUUAUUUUUUUUUUAUUGAAAUUAAGGGCUGGGAAAUUUAAUAGUAUAUCUGUUUUUGCGUAGUUCCUGAAUAACGGAACCUACGUCUGUCAUAUUGGUUCAUAUUUUAUAUGCCAUUGGCAGCUGCUAAGUGCAAAGGAGUUCAGGGAUGACCCUUAUUAUGGGGACAUGCAUUGGCAGUGUGCCCCUACCAUAUUCCAGUCACAGACACAUACAUUUCUUUGUAAGAUGCUUAUUGAAAUAAAUCAAUAUUAAUUAAUAUAUGAAUACAGGAUUCAGUGGAAAUGGAAAUGCAAAUAGAUAAAUAAAUAAGAAUACCCUUGAUUCCUCUUUAAAUGUGUCAGCUAGUCAGAUCAUAACCUCCUAUAGAAUAAGGUAGGCGAAAUCCACUGGCUGUUAAAGGGUUAAUCUAGUAAAGGUUCUGUAAUAUAUAGAAUCAAUAAACCAUGUUAAAAAGUGAUAAUAAAAAUAAUAGAUCCCACAGGGGAUUGUAAAGUCCUUCGAACUAAGUCUUAAUAUAUGGUGCAGCAGACAGAGUACUGUUCACGAAAAUGUAUUAGUACAUAUCAACUGUCUACAAAACACAUAAAUAUAUAAAAGACUGGUAAAUAAAACAGUCCCAAAUGAGAGAAGCAAUAAUACCAGGUAUAGCAGACUGGGGGUCCAAAGAUGUUGGUUACACUCUCUUGCCGGCCGGACAGAGAUUUAACUUUGGAAGGAUAUUCUACAAUUUUUUUGGUGUCUAUUCAUCGUAUAGUUACAUAUCCACAUACAUUUCUUUACCGGUCUUAUUGUUUUUGUUGUGUGAUUUUGUUUUUAUAUUUAUUUUGCAUUUUUUCAAGCCCGUAGAAGCAGGGCCUAAUUUGCUUAUGCAUUAAAUAAAUCCACAAUUAAACAGAACUUUUUUACUUUUGUAGCAACACUAAACAUAACUAAACCUAAAGCUAUUUCUGAUGAGUUGGCAUAAUCUCCUUAUAAUUAUCCCUCUUUGGUGGGGACAGCCCCCCGCGUCAUCAGGCUAUGGUGAAAAUUAUUGAAUUACGGGAUAUUUAGAAUUUGCAUUGGAUGCCAGACUGUAUCAGAAAUGACUCACCUUUUAAAAUGCAAAUGUAAAAGAACCCGAGGGAUAUGAUUAAAUAUGAGUAACUGCCGGUUAGAAUUUGCCAUUACCUCCAAAGUAUCAGUUCCUCUUUAAUACUUUUUUUUUUUUUUUCUUUUUUUGGUUUGUUUUGAUAUUGUUUGUUUGCGUUACAGCUGCUUUUCAUAGAACAGAGAAUAAAUGAACGAACGUGCAGUUUAAUUGUAAUAAAAAGUAAACUGUGGUUACUAUGCUGCAAAGCUGCGACCCACCCAUUUCAAUGUGAAAGAAUGAUUCAUGUUUUAUUUAAAUAGUUUUUGAAAGUGUGAACCUGACGCAUUGUUGUCAGAUGUAAUGGAAACUCCUAUCUCUGGGAACGCAGAACAGUCAAAUUGUGUUUGCAGAUAAAUCCUACCACACUCCUUGCGUGACAAACCUUUUUAAAGCUAGAAAUCUAUUGGUUCAUCAGUCAGGCGAUACGUGUUUGUUUGUGUGUGUGUGUGUAUGUGUAUGUGUAAAAUGAAUGAGCUCAUUUCUACCACUAACAAUUUAAUCCAAUACCAUGUAUUUAACCUGUUAAAGUUAGAUUAAAACUCUGACUUUAGAAAUACAAACUUGUCUAUUUAGCUUCAGGACCACCGUGUUUUUGUUUGUUUGUUUGUUUGUUUUCAUAAAUAAAUCUGUAUUAAUUACCUUUAGCCCUCUCUGUGGCUCUGCCCUAACAAAGAUCAUAAUUGGAUAUCCCAGCCAAUCUAAUGCUUCCCUGCAGGGAAGCAUUGGAGGCUAGUGCGCAUGUACGGCAACAUAAUGAAACUUUUAGUUCCACCAUGAGGAAGCAUUUGGGGGGCUACUGUGCACAUCCCUUCCAAAUAUGUCCACAGUAGAAUUCAGCUACCUAAUUGCAUCUCCAUGUGGAGCGUUCAGCAUCUACAUGCAGUUUAUAUUGCAAGACGCACUUUUUUAGUGACUAAUUGACAGCCAGCACAGGUGCUGUUGGGGAAAAAUUCUCUGAAAAGGCAUUGUUUACAUUAGUGAGACUGCAGAGUCAGGCUAUUUUCACAUGAACCACUUUAUUUCUAGUGCUUAGAGUGUCCCUUUAAGUAUAUAAUAAGGGGUAGACUAUAGUUUUGGUAACCAAAGAAUUCCCUACUUUUAGCGCAUCCCAGGUAACUAUCUGUGUAGAUGUGGUGUGAGGCUGGUUAGUUAAAGCCACUUUGAAAUGUGAAGAGUUUGGAAGAGUUAAGUGUUGAUUCAGAUAAGAAGUGGUAUGGCUGCCAGGUGUUCUGUUAAUCCACGAGCUAGUUUAUUUAAGAGACAUUAACAUUAACAGUAUACUUCUGACUCAUUGGGCUCCUCGUUUUUGGAAGUCACAUGCAAUCAAAGUAACUUAACCUACAGAUCUUUCUCCAGCUCUGGUGGAACUACAAGUCUCCUAAUUCUUUGCAAAGAAAGUGAUGCUGGCUGAGCUUCAUGAGACAUUCCAGAGCAAAUGGAGGUAUGCCUUUACCAACAAAAUAAAAUAAAGUUGGAAAGCUCAAGUCCAAUGGGAACUUCAUUUAAAAUGAAUCCUACUUUGCUUUUAAAGUUGUUCACAUCUCCCAGGUGGGGUCUAUCACUAAUUGAUGGUUUCAUUCGUUUUAUGUAAUCUUCGCAUGCAGCUGGACAUUUAAUCUGAUUUGGUUCAAUAAUUCAGCCAGUUCCAAUUUGUUUAACUAUAAAGUGCACUCUGACUCGCAGCACUGAGAGAGAUGCAAAUUAACAGAAAUUGAACUCUAGGACUUCAUCCAACUCAACCAGGAACUUUGAGGAAUUGCAAAUGUCAGGUCACAAUAGUGGAAAAAAUCUUCAAUAGUUUUCAUUAUUCUGUUUUACUCUUCCACAAUUCCUGAUUUUAUUUAAGAAAUCUUAGGCCCAGUAUGACAACCAACAAGGACCUAUACGGUCGCUUUUCACACUUCCAUCCUUACAAAGUGAGUGCUAGCCAAAUACAAGAAUCCUCCAUUUAAACCAAGUGGGUAUGAAUACUUCUAAUAUAUAGAGGCAAGGAGAGAAGUAGAUUUGUUUUUUAUUUCUUUUUUUGUAUGUAUAUGUUCUGUUCAUGAUACUUUUGGGCUAUUGGGGUACAAGUAAUUGGGCAUUGACUGAUUCUGUAAGAUAUGAUUUGGGGCAAAGUAUCUGGGUUAGGAAACCUUCCCUUUUUUUCCACCACUGUCUGACAAAUGCAUCUAAUACCAGGAGCCUGAAAGUCAAAUCCAGCAACAGGGCUUAAAUGCAUUAUAGGAGUUGUAGUGCAGGUACUUCCAUUUGCAGACUGCCUACCAUUUUGAAUUUCAUUGAAGGUAUACAAUGACUCUAAGAUAAAUUAAUCUAAUACUUACACUGUAUGGCUCAGUGUGUGUAUAAUGACAUGUAAAAGUAAAUAUGCAUUAAACCACACUUGUGCUUUGAAACCUGCUACAUAAUCUGUCUAGAAUCUUGAAAGUUGUGUUUUUAGGAUCUAUGAAAAGGGUUUUGUUUUCAAUGUGUUGUGUUUGGACCACUUUCCAGCUUAAAUAAAGGCUCCUUUUAUUAAAAAAGCUGACCUAUCUCCCCCCCAACCCCAGCCCCAGACCAUAAACACUAGUCCUACAGGAAAAUAGGGGGACAGAAACAUAGACUAAAUAGACUCCCAUAAGCUGCUAAAUCUUCCCCUUUUUGUUCUUUACGCUCCGUAGGGCAGGCUUAUUAGCUGCUAUAGUAUUUCCAAAUAGUAGCUGAAUUAUAAAUGUAAUGUAUAAUUAUAAAUAUACAUAAUUUAUAAAUUUAUAAAUAAAAAUAAAUAUUAAAAAAGUAAAUUAUAUAUUCAUUGUUUAAAUUAGCCGGUUUCUUUUUAAUAAAUCUUGGCUGUUACCUAGCCACACAUGUAAACCAAUAUAUAAAGAUAAAUAAGUAAAAUUCAAAUGACAUAAUAAUAUAGUAAUUGAUUACGAUGACAGAUAAUAAACAAUGAGCCAGUCUAAUGUUAUGUCCCUGAAACUGUAAUUUCUGUAAGCUGUAUUAGCCCAGUAAUGGAGACGCAGAAUAAUGCAGUGUUAUCACGGUAUCUUGUAAUACCUGUUUUUAUUGGGCAGCCGUUAUUUUGGAACAACAAGCUUUAGGGAGUAGCCCCCUUUAUCCAGUCUGAGGCUUUAGAUAAAGGGAGCAACACAACAAGGCUAAUACUGAUAGCAAAAUUAAACAAGAUAAACUUCAAUAUUGUAGAUUUCUGUGACUAAAUAAUAUACAAUUCCCUACACUCAAACACAACAUGAAAGAUCUUUUGCAUUUUGUCGCUUCUGUCUAUGCCUGGUAACGUGUUGUGUUUUGCUGGUUGCUUGUUUGGUUUUUUUUGUUCUGUUUUUUCGAUAUUAAGGGAAAAUAAAAAUAAAUUGUUUAAUGGUAAUAUGGCUCCCAUGUUUGCAUCGUAGGUCUCCAGUAAUAUAAAGACAUACGGAGAACACACAGAAAGUGUUUUUUAGCCCCAGGUGUAAAGCAGAUGACAGUUAUAUAUGACUUUCUCUGAGCUAGUAAACAACUCUUUAGAAAAUGUACUCUGCGACAGGAAGGCUGGUCACACAUUAAAUGUCGAGAUUCUUAUUUUCAAAGCACCGUGGAAUUGGAGAAUUCAAGAAUGGACUGUGUGUUUUAGGUGUGUAAUGCCAAAUCUGCAAUUACUAUAAACAGGCAAUACAUUUCAACAUUUUAGAUUAAAUAAGGCUAGUCUUUCAUAAAAUUCAUAUGAGGGGGUUUUUAAUAUAAAGCACAGUUUUUCUGCAUUCUAUAUUAUUUUAAGAAAUGUAUUGUAGCAAACUUUGAGUCAGGUUUUUGUGGUUAGUUAAUACAAAUACCCAAGUCUCACAUUUAACACCCAUAGUGAUCUCCCAACUGGAGGAUAUAUCUCCUGUUAUUUUUACAUAUAGUGACCAGACUUUGGUAAUGAAUUAACAUGAUUACGGAAGAGUUCUAUCCCUUUACCUUUCGUACAGUCACACUUACGACCUAUAAAAUGGUGGAGGACAUGUAUGUCCUUCCCCAUGGCUUACUAGUGCGUUUCAAUUGACCAGCCACGGUCAUUGUUUGUUCAUCAUCUCUUAUCCUGUUGUCCAUUCUGUUGGUGAUUUCAAAAUGAAAUAACUAUCUGAAUCUGAUAGUCAUGAACCCCAACAUUUUUUAAGAAAUUGUUCGCGGAGGCACUAUCAGCUCUACUUCAGUUCAAAAAUAUCUUCAGAGAAUUAGUGCUACCAAUUCCCCACCACCAGAAAUACUUGGGAAUUUGCCAGAAAGAGACCUAGUUCUCCACUUUGUUAACAGUUUAGCAAAGGAUUCUAAGACAUAAGGACUUGGUCCAGAAUGAAAAAACAAAAACACAGCUACUGAUCCUGAAGAGUCCAUAUAUCCACCCACCCUCCCCCCGCCACACACACACACACACUUGUACAUCCCUCUGCACCUCUUUCUUCCAUAAUGUUCCUUUUUUCUAGGAGCACCAUAUUGUUGGUAUGUCUGAAUUGUGUAUAGCAGAGCUCCACAACAAUAAUACUCAGAAUGAUGUGUCUUUUAAUCUACUAUAAAUGUGUUCGAAAAUCAGUCUGUGAAAUAAGGAUAAAUUAAAUUUCAGUUGCAUACAUUUAUCAGUAAGUCACCUAAAAUUUCUCGAAACAGCACCCGCCCCUGGCUGUACCCUUACUCACACACCGAAAAUGUAAAGUGUCCCUCUUUGUCUUUUUGAACUAUUUGGAGGUAUGCAGGAAACAUAAAUUAUUUUAGGAGAGUUGCCUGUUUUCUAUUUAAAGCCAUCCUUUUAUGAUGUGAAAUAAAGAUUAUCUGUUUGAUAUUGGUCAUCCAAAGAUGUCACAGAAGAUUAAAAUAAAAAAAUGUAAACAAAAAAGCAGGGCUUGCUCUGUUUAUGCAUUCUGUAAAUCCAUAGAAUGAUCGAAGGGCGAAGAAUUUAGCAGUAAACACAGAGUUUGGUAACUUGCCUCUUUUAAUCCCCACACUGUAAUAACUUGAUAAAAAAAUGUUAUGAUUGCUUACUAGUCACAUUGAUAAAUUGAAACCGCCUGCCUCCAAUACAAUAGACAUGUCAUUAUGUGAAAUAUUUGUUUAUAUGUUGUAAUCACUACAUGAGCACUGAACAAGCGUCACUUGCAGGGCUGUUUACUGAAGUUAGAAAUCAAAGUCAAUGACUUUCAAAUGUAAUGCCAAAGUAGGUGCACAGCUGGCUUAGAAAACCUUUCUUAUUUUGGCAAUAAGUUUGAAAUUCACCUUAAAUUCUCAUCUUGGUAACUAACCCUGUUGAUGUUUUUUCAGUUGGCAUGCCUCCUAAUCAUCCCAAUUUUGGUGGGAUGGUUCAGAUAUUCUGGUUCUGUGCCAGCUUUAUUCCCUGGUGUCCCACUUUUUGGAACAUUAGGGGAACUGUCCUCAGAAAGCAUAGUGUAAGUGCAUCAUUAGACACACUUACGCUACAUUUAGAGCUCUGGGACCAUGCAGAGAGCACUGAAACCGUGUUCCCUGCAUGGUCUGCCCUCAGUGGGCUGGCGUGCCAGUUAUUUGGGCUGACCUGUCCCUUUUCCAUUUAGGCUCGUCCCCUUUGGGGCAGAGUCAAUUGCAUGAUUGCGUAACCGCCUCAUGGUGGGUUUAUGAAGGUUUCCAAUGUAACCGAGCAGUUGAUAGGAAUGCAUUCCAUGAGAAUCUCAAUGAAAUACCAUUGCAUAUACCGGAAAGAGGACUUGAGUUUUAGACCUCGUAUUUCGAAGUAAGUAUGGGUUAACUGUGGACCAUUUGAUGAGCUUAUCUAUGUGUAAAGAAUUUUUGUACCAGUCAUAGUAGAAAAAAAAAAAAGUGAUCACAUGACUAAAAACUUGAGUGAUAUUUGAAGUUGUGCUCCACCCAGUUUGCGCUAAUCUUGCUUUCUGUGUUUUCUUUCUUUAGCCAUUCCUGCCUCUCUUGAAUCUUCAUUGUUCUCCAGAGGUGCAUGCCUUUUUGUGCCAAGCAUUUGUUCCGGCCUGCACUGAGCCGAAAAAUGUAGCCAUGCCUUGCCGUAGCCUCUGCAAGACUGUUUAUUCAGACUGUAAACAGAUGAUUGACACGUUUGACAUUACAUGGCCUGACGAAUUGGAGUGUGACAGGUAGGCCAUAUAUUCAUAUCUGAUAUUACCGAAAAAUUUGUAAAUGAUUUUCACCAAGACAUACCAUCAGUUCUGCUCUUCAUUGCUUUAUUAGAAUUUAAGACACUGUAAAAAGAACUAAAAAAGUGUCAAGUUUACAAAAGAACAGAAAUGAAUGAUUACUGUCUUCCAUAGAUUGUUACAUAAAUUGAAGAUUCUGUGUAUGUGUAUAUGUACGUACAUUUUACCUAAAACAUCCCUUUUGUCAUCGACAAAGUUGCCCCAUGACGCACUCUCAUGAAAUUCCAUGCAGUCGCAUGCAUGCUCGUUUUCUUUGCUUUACUCGCUCAUGCAACAUUCACACAUCUUUGCAGAGCUUAAUUAAUUUACUUGCUGUGCCCAGUGUGCCAAGCUUGCCAUUUAAAUUAAAACAAAUCUCCAAACUGACAUUAAUAAAAAAAAAAAUACGUUAACACAUCCAUUAACCAACUUUUAGUUGGCCAUCUAGCAGAGCAAAAUGUAACUAGAAGCAAUGUCUAUUUAAGGGCAGAUCAAUUCACUAAUGCAUUGUUGAAUUUAGUGCCUUUUUGUUUAUCUGCAUGAUUUAAUUUCCCCUUUGGGUGUUGGAGUUGAUCCAUCACAGGAAGACAUAGGAUAGUGUUGCUUCUGUCUCUUAACACCAAAAGCACAUUGAUAGAAGCAGGAUGUGUCACAUCCAUGGGUUUUACUCUUAAACUUCACAGUAUAACCCAGCUAUAAACAAAGAAUGUAAUACAUUUGAACAAAGUUGCAGGAAGACAGUCUUUUAGCUGCAUCCUGCACAUUAAAACACUUACCAAAGUAACAAAGAACAAUUCAUGAACGGAAGAGAAAUAAAUCUGCCCAUUAGUACUGGGUUCUUUGAAUAUAACAAUCUGUUGCACAAAAGUUGACAAGUGCAAACUAUAGCCAUAACUCUCCACAUCUGUGAUGGAAUUUAUAGAUAAACAAAAAGUAUCCCACCUUUAACCAUGUGUGUUGUGAAACCAAGUAUUUCAUAACUCUGUCUUUUCAUUUUCAGGCUUGAUGAGUGUGACACUACAGAUUCCAUCUCCACUGGAGAAAAUCUGGAUCUGGGAACUCCUAAACCUCCAGAGAAAAUUCACAGAGACUAUGGAUUCUGGUGCCCCCGUCACUUGAAAACCUCACAAGGAACAGGGUAUCAGUUUUUGGGCGUCAACCACUGCGCUCCACCAUGUCCCAACAUGUACUUUGAGAAAGCAGACUUGGACUUUGCCAAGAAUUUCAUUGGCAUAAUUUCGAUCAUUUGCUUAUGUGCUACACUCUUCACAUUUCUAACUUUCCUGAUUGAUGUAAAAAGGUUCAGAUACCCAGAAAGGCCCAUCAUUUUCUACUCUGUCUGUUACAGCAUCGUAUCACUCAUGUACUUUAUAGGGUUUCUCAUGGGAAACUCCAUUUCUUGCAGCGAAGCUGAUGAAAACUUUGCAGAAGGAGACACUGUUGUCCUUGGUUCCCAAAACAAAGCCUGCACUGUCAUUUUUAUGCUUCUAUAUUUUUGCACCAUGGCAGGCACAAUAUGGUGGGUAAUGCUUACCAUAACUUGGUAUUUGGCUGCUGGACAGAAGUGGAGUUGUGAAGCCAUAGAGCAGAAAUCCAUGUGGUUCCAUACAGUGGCAUGGGGCCUUCCUGGUGUUCUCACCGUGGUUCUUCUGGCUAUGAAUAAAGUUGAAGGGGACAACAUUAGUGGUGUUUGUUUUGUCGGUCUGUACGACAAAUCCGUUUCUACUUAUUUUGUGCUCAUACCACUGUCCCUAUGUGUUUUCAUUGGGCUCUCUCUACUGCUGGCUGGAAUUAUUUCUUUAAAUAAUGUCCGCCAGGUAAUACAACACGAUGAAAGGAACCAAGAAAAACUGAAAAAAUUCAUGAUCCGUAUUGGAGUAUUCAGUGGUACAUAUUUAGUACCUUUGGUGAUAUUACUUGGAUGCUAUGGCUAUGAACAAUUGUCUAGGACUAAUUGGGAAAUGACAUGGGUAGCCGAUCAUUGCCAGGAGUACCAUAUUCCAUGUCCGCUCCAUGUAAGUACCUCCUAUCAACCAAAUAUGGUUCUACAUGUAACACAAAGGGGUUUAUUCACUAAAAAUAAAAUUCAACAUAGAAAACUGGCAACGGAAAUGUUAAGUUUUAGACCAAUAUUACAAGACUGUAAAAAUGUGGUCAAAAAAAAUGUUGGCCUAAAAUUAUCAUUUGCCUUGUAAAUUCACCAAAACUUCCUCAUUUAAAAAACAGACCAUGAUAUUCGGUUGUAAAACUAAUGCCAAACUAAAAGAAUUGAAUAUUUGUUUUUGUGAAGUGGUUAUUUUACUCAAAAUGUUGUGGGUUUGAUGUGCACUUAUUAUUUAAGUCAGUUUCUUUAUAAAGCAUACAGUCCUCACAAUCUCAUGGCAGCCAACAACCUGAAUUAAAAUAUUUUUUGGGGAAACAGAUAAAAAUGUUGUUCUUAGGCUGUGAUCUAUUUUGAAUUGUCGGUAAAUCCAAGAAUAAUGAUUUAGCUCGAAGAGAGAAGUUUAUACUCUGUGGGUAUGCUUACAUUUACAAAAAAACUUAUUUAUCCAGCUGUUGGAAUUGUAGUUGUUGGAUUGCAAAUAUUUUUUAUUUAUUUAUCUAUUUAUUUCUCUCUACCAUAGCUAAAAAAUUUGUCCAGACCCAACUUUGCCUUGUUUCUUACUAAAUAUGUGAUGACUUUGAUUGUUGGGAUCUCUGCUAUCUUCUGGGUAGGAAGCAAGAAAACCUGCUCAGAGUGGUCCAAUUUCUUCCACCGCAGUAAAAAACAAGAGUAAGUAAUUUUUUUUAAUGCUUUUUUUAAAUAGAUAAAUUAAAUGUUUAAAAAAUACAAUUUACCAAUAUAUUUUUUUUUUAUUUUAUAUUUCUUAGUUAUCCUGCAAUGCAAUUUUAUUUAGCAACUCACAGAUCAGAUAUGACCAAAGCUAUUUUCCUCUGAAAGACUAUAGGAAAUUUGGCAUUUUUGCUCUAUAUUCCUAAAUCAUAAAGUCACACUUUCACUUACAAUGCUCCCAUACAUGUUAUUUAUUGUUUUUAAAGGACAGGGCUUCCUUUUCAUAAUAUAAAUUUUAGAAAAUGCAAGAAAGAGAGGAAAAAAAGCUAUAUUAUGUCACAGCGUUGUCUAGAUGCAUUCGAAUAACAUGUACAGCUAAAGAAAAAUACCUUAAAGGAACACUAUAGUCACCUAAAUUACUUUAGCUAAAUAAAGCAUUUUUAGUGUAUAGAUCAUUCCCCUGCAAUUUCACUGCUCAAUUCACUGCCAUUUAGCAGUUAAAUCACUUUGUUUCUGUUUAUGCAGCCCUAGCCACACCUCCCCUGGCUAUGAUUGACAGAGCCUGCAUGAAAAAAAAAACUGGUUUCACUUUCAAACAGAUGUAAUUUACCUUAAAUAAUUGUAUCUCAAUCUCUAAAUUGAACUUUAAUCACAUAUAGGAGGCUCUUGCAGGGUCUAGCAAGCUAUUCACAUAGCAGGGGAUAAGAAAAUCUUAAUUAAAAAGAACUUGCAAUAAAGAAAGCCUAAAUAGGGCUCUCUUUACAGGAAGUGUUUAUGGAAGGCUGUGCAAGUCACAUGCAGGGAGGUGUGACUAGGGUUAAUAAACAAAGGGAUUUAACUCCUAAAUGGCAGAGGAUUGAGCAGUGAGGCUGCAGGGGCAUGUUCUAUACACCAAAACUGCUUUAUUAAGCUGAAGUUGUUCAGGUGACUAUAGUGUCCCUUUAACAGAUUUGGUUAUUUGUUGUGAUUUUGGAAAGACCUGAAUUGAAUCUGUUUUUUGUUUUUGAUUUUUUUUGUUUGUUUUUUGAAGGAUCACAAUACUAUUUUAAAGUUACUGUUUUGUUUGUUUGUUUUAACGUGGCAGGUUGCAUUGCAAAUUUAAUUACUGUUCGUGAACCGAAAAUCGUUAAACAAAAGUGUAAAUUUUGAAAAAUAAUGCAGCAGAAUAUUUCUUUAGUGUUAUUUGGACAUUUUAACUCACCAAUUUUUUCUCCAGUCUGUGCCUGUAUUUCAGGUACUAAUUAAUUUUGUUGUGUUAUUUUCAUUAUGAAUUUUGUAAUGCUGGCGUUUUACUGCAGCCUGCUUAUUUCAAAAGUAUAAGUUAGAGAAGACCCAUGUCUCCAUUAAAUGCAAAAAAAUAAAUGUAAUUUAUUCUGAUUCUGUGCCAGUUUGUUUAGCUGUGCUUAUCCUAUUGAGCUAACAGUAAAUGUGUGUGUGGUGCAGACUCUAAGUUUUAAUUUGGCUCUGUGUGAUUCUUGUAUAACUUCCAACGUAUCCUUCAACAUCUCUCAUUUGCGUCUCUGCAAAUCGUGACGGAAUGUUACAGUAACCAGUAACAAAAAGCCACCACAUCUUGUUUGUGUCUGGUUCAUGGUAGCGUUACAUGUGGGUGGUAAUAUAUGUGGCUUUGUAGGCACAUCUGGGUCCUGUUGACAUUGGCCGAGCAAAGGAUUAGCAGCUGCUGCUUCUUCAUACAUAAAUGUAGCCCAGGCCUGCGUGGUAGCGGGAUUUUAUGGUCAUUGGACAUCACGUUUGCUUUUUUAACUUUUUAUUUGCUUUGUGCUUUUAUACUUUAUCCAAAUACCAGGAGGGUUUUAUAAAACUCUCACGUUAUUUGUGUUGCAUUGUGCCUCUGAGGCUGGAAUUUAUAGGAAUUCAUAAAGAAAGUGAAUUUCCAAAUGAUAUUUCAGGAGUUUUAUUGCCCACUUGUUAACAUGAAAAAAAAAAUUCACGCUGUGCAAUAUUUGUACAUCUAACACGUUUCAGUGAGCAGUUUGUAUUCCCUUGCAAUUUGAGCUGUAUUUUUAAUUUGAGCUGAAAGUUCUAUCCCAGCCCUUGGAUUGUUAAGGAAUUAAAUGUUACCAAUUUUUCAUUUUGUUCAUUGUAUUGCAGGACACUCUCCAAAUGACAGUACUUAUUUAUUCUCGAUUGGUAAUCAAAUUCUCAGUAACUGUAUUUUAUAGAAAGUCUGCAUUCAACGUACUGAAGCUUGAUACUUUAUUUUCAAUAUAGAAAUCAAGGCAGGUUUAAACAAAAAAAAAAAAGAAAAAAGUAAUUAAUAUGUGUUUUGCUCGGAGCUUGGAAAGUUUAUUGUCUUUGUAAUGAGUUACAUGCAGGAGCAGGCCAACACCUGGACAGCCUCCAUGCACAUGAAAGCCUAACGUAAGAUUGCUUACUUUGCUUAAAGAGAAAGGGUCACUUCUCCCCUCUAUUAACCAAAUAUAUUGUGAGGUCUGAAAAUGUGUAAUUUAAAUGUACAUGGACUCUUCCAUCUUGGAAUCAUCAUUUUAAAUGUGGCUCUUUGCUGCUUUAACUAUGUCCAAUAGUACAACUGUCACCCCCACUGUCAUGCCCACUGACACCCCCUAUUGACUGUUUUUGAAUUUCAUUUCUUCACACUAGGCUGUCUAGAAGUGUCAAUCCCCCAGCCCUCACCAGUGAUGGCUGCAGGGAAUUGUUUCUAUCCAUGGAGGAUCCUAUGGUCUCGUGGGAUCCUCCAUAGAUCUCAAUGCUGUACUCUCAAGCAUACAGCAGUGAUAUUGGCAUGUCGCUGAAGCACCAGGAGCAGAAGAAGAUGUGAUAGAAUUUAUCUUGAUUCCAAGGCUCAAGCUUAUAGGUGUCAUAUAAUGAUAUCCUAUAUUAAAAUUGGCUAACUUGGACUCAGGAAAUGCUUGAUGCUUAAACAACACUUAAGACCAUAUAUGUCUAGUUCCGGGAGCAGAGAGCCCCCACCUAAGAUGUCUCUUCUCUAAUCGUUUUGCUCUUUCUUACCUUGGAACUUAUUUGUUAUGUGUACAUGACGCUCAUCCCUAUGUCUUAUCUGUACUCUCUUCCUAUUACUGUUCUAACAGUAUUUGCACGUAAGCACUUACUUUUUAACGUAUAAAACCCAGCUGAUGAAUAAAACGUCAGAGGCUUAUUUUGAAUACCAACAGGUGUCUGGUGUCUAAUUCUCGCUUCUCCAAGUGCACUUGUAACAACAAUUUGGGCUUCCUCUGAAUAUAACAAAGAUCAACAUUUCUGAUCCACAAAAAAGACCAUCAGGAAAAUUAUGGUGGCACCCGCGAAGGACAGGUUCAUCUAAGUAAAAGUCACCUUAGCCUGCCCCCUGGCCACAGGACUCCUAGUGGCGAUGUCACUGUCAGGGGGUCUUUGCAAAUUAUGCAAAGUCCCCAGACGGUGACAGUUCCAAUUUAAUGGAAGAUGAGAAAUUCAAAAAAAUGGGAGUAAAUUAUCAAUAUGUUAUAUUUUAAAAAGUGGUUUAAAGUGCUAAAAGUGGGGCAGUUGGCAUGGAAAUCAAACAAACCAGCAGGCACAUUCCAUUUUUGCACCACUAUUUAGGGCAGGACACUUUUCUGUUCUCGUUCUCAUUUGCAUUUUGUGCUCUGACUGUGCCGGGACUAACACUGGGUUGUUAUGUCACUUGCAAAACUGUUACUAUGAAUUUUAAGUGAAAACAGAGCAUUACAAGAUGUCAGUGCAAGCACUUCUAGCAUUAUUGUGCUCGCCCAGUAUUUUCUUUAGGUAAAAAUUUAAAUGUGGCACACACAUGCACACGUGGCUUCAUGGGGCCAUUUAUGUAUGCAUGUGCUGGAAUGGGCAUCUCUCACACAUCACCUGCUGACAUACUCCUUGCUGUACACACAGGUCUUUGUGGGAGAUCCCUGAUUGCCUGAUUUAGUUCAUCGCUUACUUAUUGCCUUUGAUUGGAGCAUUAGGAGGAUGGUUUACUUGCUUCAGCAGGACCCUCUUUUUCUUCUUCUUUCUCUUUACAUUAAUUUGUUUGUAUAAAUGUUGGAGCUCUACAAUACUAGAUAAUAAUGGAGUGACAAUUUCAAUAUGGCAGUCUCCUAAAAUCAAAUCAUUCAGGCUUUGUAAGAUAUCUGUCUCUUUAAUCUGUGCUUAAUUUUUGUUUUUCUUACUUACUUAUUACUAUAUGAAAAGUGCAACCAAAUUAUCGAAAAAAAUUAUUAUUUAAAAAGUUUUUUUUUUUGUGUGUGUGUAGGUGAUGCUCUUGGGGGAAAAAAGCCAAUAUUAUUAGGAAAACAACACAGAAUAGUUUGCCUGUGUUUUAAUAAGUUCUAAUUGAAUGUGUGUUCUGUGUCAAGCUUUCUGUUUUUUUGUUUUCUAGUCCAGUGAGUGAGAGUCGGAGGGUCCUUCAGGAGUCCUGUGAGUUCUUUCUCAAGCACAAUGCAAAAGAAAAGCACAAGAGGAGACACCCCAAGUCCAGCUCCCACAAACUCAAAGUUAUUUCCAAGUCAAUGGGAACUAGUACAGGAGCUAAAGCCAAUCAUGGAAUAUCCGCAGUGGCAAUCACAAGUCACGAUUUUCUGGGUCAGAAUUCCACCGUGGACAUCAGAAGUACCUCGGACCUGUCACCAAAAAUUGAACAAGACCAUGGGAACGUUCCUGUAAAAGGAAGAGAGGACAACAAAGGAGAAAUAACCACCCAAACAUUGUUAGAAGUUCCCAUGCAGCCAGCAGACUGUAACAAUAAGCUAGGAAGUAGGAAAGGAAACAGCUUGUCUGGGAGUGUGCACAACAUGAUUGAGGAAAGGUAGGAAAUCUGUGCCACUCACUGCUGUUUUUUUGUGGGGAGGGAAGGGAAGGGUUGCUUUCCAAAACCUCACACUAUUGAAUAAAGCACUGAAAAUCACUUAUAACUCGUGUUCUUUAUAUUAAAAAAGAUUUAGCAAAUUAUACAAUCCAGUUCAGAGCAGAAAAGGCCAGGGCAAAUGCUGCAAGUGAAGAGGAGAAAUAGAAAUGUUGUUUCAUUUCUCCUCUUUCUUUUUAUAUUUUCUCUAUGCUGACUGACAGGUGCAAAGACACAGAUCACAAUUUGGGCCACCAAGUUGCAAGAUGAAGAGGUGCAAAUUUCUACAUUUAAUUAUAUUUUUCAUACCUUACAAAUAACAUAUACCUGUUAAAUGUAGGUAUUUGUAAAUAUAAAUAUUAAUACAAGACCUGGGAAGUGACAGUUUUUCCUUAAAACAAUACUUUUUCUUCUGGUUUGCACACCUAAAGACACAACCCCAGAACCGCCUCCCUCCCACGCAUGCAACCCUACAAGCAUUAUUCCCUCCACACCCGCAACCACACAAGCAGCCUCCCCCCACAUACCAGUGUUAAUUUUGUCCACUAACAAUUUUAGUCGACUACACUUUUGAGAUUUAGUCGACCAAAACUAAAACAAUUAAAAUAAUAACAAUACGACUAAAACUAAAAUGGCAUUUUAGUCAAGACUAUGACUAAAACUAAAUUAAGAUUUGCCACCAAAAUUAACACUGCCACAUACACAGCCUCACAAACAGCAACCCACAAUAUGCACACAACCCCACAAGCAGCUUCUCUGGAAACCAGCAACAAUGCAAGUAGCCUACCCUCAGAAAUGCAACACAUCAAGCAGACAUAUACAUACACACACACACACCCUCUCCCAGCAAGUCUUAUUAAUGCAUCCUAUUGAUUUUUUUGCGUGUAUGGGUAAAUCCAGCCCUGGCUGUAUGGCUUUUUGGGGUUAAUGUGUGGGUGCUUUAGAAAGUAUUGCAGAAAGUGUUGGAAUAAAGUAGUAACAAGUGAUAAAAAUAUCUAACCUUUCUGAAACAAUUAGAAAUAAUAAAAGCAAUAAUAAAUUGGCCACAUUUUUUCUAUACUCCUUAAACUGGAGGCAAGGUUAUGUUACUUGUCAGCUUAACUUUGUUGCCCUGGCAAGCUCUCAGACCUGCCAUUCUAUGUAUACUCGUAUACUAGAAACAUAGAAUGUGGCGGCAGAUAAGAACCAUUCGGUCCAUCUAGUCUGCCCAAUUUUCUAAAUCUUUCAUUAGUCCCUGGCCUUAUUUUAUAGUUAGGAUAGCCUUAUGCCUAUCCCACGCAUGCUUAAACUCCUUUACUGUGUUAACCUCUACCACUUCAGCUGGAAGGCUAUUCCAUGCAUCCACUGCCCUCUCAGUAAAGUAAUACUUCCUGAUAUUAUUAUACUGUUCAUUCAUGAAAUAGAGGUUUUAUAAGUUGGAGUCUUGGAAAUGUUGAUUUACAUGCAUGUACUAGAAUAUGUGUCCAGUCUUUGAAAGUAUUUUUUACUUUUUAAACAACAUUUUUCUUUUUCAUACAGCUUGUAUCCCCUGAAGGACUUUACAGAAACAUCCCCAAAUUCUGAAAGAUUAUCUCAUCAAAACGUUGGACAGCCCGACAACUUGGGUCACCCGAUCUCCAACAAAGAAAAGGAAAUGAUGAACCUAAUGCAAAGUUCAUGAGAAGUCAGACUUGGUUUUCCCCAAGCUCUGUGAUCUGUUUUGUACCUUUUUUAAUGCUCUUGUUCUAUAGUAUUUUACUAGUGAACACAGACCUGGAGAUGUGCACUUAGCAAUACAAACCUCAAACUACACACAUCAUCUUUUUUUUUAUUAUUAUUAUUAUUUUUCCUUUUACUGUGCUGUUACAUUUUUACAUAACAGUCCCAACCUGUGACUGAGAGUAUGUCUUUGUGACCUGGAGUAUCUACACUUUUAAUUACUGGUCAUUAUACAAAGACAUGAAACAUGGACAUCAUCGCGUUCUUCAGCUACCAUUCUCAACCAGUUCUGGACAUUUGAUUGAGAUGAGAGUUGCAAGUUCCAACAGCAAAGCUGCCGUAGAAUGUCUUUCAAUAUUAUACAGCACAAAGAGCAUUUGGAAAUGUUUGACUAAUGACUUUCAAGUUAACACUAACAGUCUGAUCAUUCAAAUACAGUACUUUUUGUACCUUUUUUUUUUUUAUUAUGUGCAUUUCGUACUGCAAUCUGAUAUUUGUAAAGGUAUUGGUAGUUUUUACACUGGAAUUAUUUAAUAAUAAAUUUGCUACUGUUCCUUCUUAGGCGUUCAGUC